Molecule: messenger RNA, 1365 nt
Organism: Physella acuta
Lineage: Eukaryota; Metazoa; Mollusca; Gastropoda; Physidae
Product: ankyrin repeat domain-containing protein 50-like
Molecular function (GO): protein binding
Source: RefSeq, a predicted model, not a curated record
AUGGAUUUUUAUGAAAGUAAUGUACAAAAAGCUAAAGAAAAUUUAACCAUGAGUGCUGUUAAGGUUAACGUUAAAGAUAUAGUUUCAUUAUGGGAGGCUUCUCGCUGCGGAGACAACAAAAAUGUAGAAAGUCUAAUCGCAAAAGGGUGUGAUGUUAACGCUGUAGAUAAUGAAGGAAGAAGUGCAUUAAUGUUGGCUUCUUUAAAUGGACACAAUAAAAUUGUAGAUCUGUUAAUUAACAAAGGAAGUAAUGUUAGCGCUGUAGAUAAUAAAAGAAUGAAUGCAUUAAUGUUGGCUUCUCUAGAGGGACACAAUAAAACUGUAGAUCUGUUAAUUAACAAAGGAAGUGAUGUUAACGCUGUAAAAAAUAAUGGAAUGAAUGCAUUAAUGUGGGCUUCUUUAAAUGGACACGAUAAAAUUGUAGAUCUGUUAAUUAACAAAGGAAGUGAUGUUAGCGCUGUAAAUAAUAAUAGAAUGAAUGCAUUAAUGUUGGCUUCUCUAGAGGGACACAAUAAAACUGUAGAUCUGUUAAUUAACAAAGGAAGUGAUGUUAGCGCUGUAGAUAAUAAAAGAAUGAAUGCAUUAAUGUUGGCUUCUCUAGAGGGACACAAUAAAACUGUAGAUCUGUUAAUUAACAAAGGAAGUGAUGUUAACGCUGUAAAUAAUAAUGGAAUGAAUGCAUUAAUGUGGGCUUCUUUAAAUGGACACGAUAAAAUUGUAGAUCUGUUAAUUAACAAAGGAAGUGAUGUUAACGCUGUAGAUAAUAAUGGAAUGAAUGCAUUAAUGUUGGCUUCUAUCAAUGGACACAAUAAAACUGUAGAUCUGUUAAUUAACAAAGGAAGUGAUGUUAACGCUGUAGAUAAUGAAGGAAGGAAUGCAUUAAUGUUGGCUUCUAUCAAUGGACACAAUAAUAAAACUGUAGAUCUGUUAAUUAACAAAGGAAGUGAUGUUAACGCUGUAGAUAAUGAAGGAAGGAAUGCAUUAAUUACUCAAGCUGAAGUUUUAAUUGGCAAAGAAAAAGCUGCUGAGCUAUUGAUUAAAUCAGGAGCUGAUAUAAACGUUAUCGACACUAAUGGAUGGAAUGCGUUGAUGUACGCUGCCAGAAGUGGAGCUAAAGAUACAGUUAUGCUCUUAGUGAAAUCUGGAUGUGAUGUUCUAGCCGUAAAUAAAGAAGGAGACAAUGCAUUAGCUGUAGCGUCAAAGUAUGGCUACAAAGAUAUUGUUGAGUGUUUGAGCUCCUUGUACAACUCAAAUGUUGUUUCGAUUGCCCUACACAAAGGAUACGGUAUGACAUUAGGAUGUAUAAAACGAAUAAGGGCUAGUACCCAGCGUCCUGUUGUCAGUUUAACCAAUAGUUCCGAAUAG